UUCGAAAUCGGUGACAUUUUUGCACGUGUUUGCUCUGAAAUUUAUUUACUGCUUAUUGUCAUAUAAUUCUUGAAAUUAUGGUCCAAAUCUCUAAAAAACGUGUUCGUAGAAACACAAUUGUUUUAGAUAGUGGCUUAAAUUCGGUUAUAACUGCAUUAGCGCCUCGUAAUACAGUAUCAACUACUAGCUCUCAAAAUGGUUUGAGUGCAGAUCUCACUCCUGUGAUACAGGUGAAAGAUGUUCUGUUAGAGAACUCUGAGUUCUGUAAACUAAACCUCCUUUUGAAAGAUAUGCAGAGGCAAGUAAGUGAAAUUCAGAAAAAAUUAGAUCAGUUUGAUAGUAUGUCACUGCCAAUCUCAAAUACCACGGAGAGCCGUUGUGAUAUUGGCCAGGUUAAGUGUUUACUGGAUGUAACUCAAAACAAGCUUUCGGGUUUAGACCCAAUAGCCUGUCUUUUAGAAAGGCAUCCUAAAAUAUCUCCAGACAACCUAAAUAAAGCUGAAAAUCUGAUUGACUGCUUGGCUACGGAGGUGAUGAAGCGUAUAACCUCUUCUCACCAAGCUAUAGUUUACAACGUCCCAGAUUCUCUGCCCCUGAAAACUGUAAGACACAAAAUCCUGAUUUGUUGCGGCAUGGCUAGUGUUCCAUGUGAAUGCAAACGACUUCGUAAAAAGUCUAACCAGGCUAAUUGCCCAAUCAUUUUUAAAUUCAGUAAUUCCCUUGAUGCUAGUAAGUUUACUAAAUGUCAGGAUCACUUAAGACUGAAUAGCAGUUAUAAGUCUAUAACCGUAGCUCAGGAUAAAACACCGUGUCAGCGCAGAAUAAUGCGUAGUAAUAACCUGGUCACCUCCUCUAGCUUAGAUUUACCUAAAAAGGAUCGUGCACAGCAACAGACACCUAGUGCUGAAACUAGCAUUCAGCAAACUACACAACAACCACGCUUGCCAAUGGAACUAGGAACUGAUUUAGAUACCAGUACCCCUGUAAACAAAGCCUCAUCGAAAGAUGUUAAAAUGACUAGAACUUCUGCAAGUUGUUCUAAGAAAUUUCCCCCCAAACGUAGUAACCUCACCACGAUGAACAAAUUUCGCAGGGUUGAGACUAAUGAUGGGGAAGAAUACUUUGUAUUCAAUAAGCCUGCUGAGAGUAAGAAUGCCAACAAACCAUCACUUGUUACGAAAAACUCCUCUCGAAACAUAAGUACAUCUGGAGGUGUUCCGCAUGCUCCACCUUAUAGAAAGUCAGGCUCCAAGACUCCUAAAGUCUUGCAGCCAAAGCACCUUCCUUCACAAUUCCCUUUAAGUUAUAAAAACAACCCGAAGGUGUAUACCGGUAUGACGAAUAGCAGUUGGAUGGGUAGACCUUCUGAUGCUAUGCCUUUUAACCGUCAACCUAGGCCCAACCUGUACUACCCUUAUAUCCAGGAACACAUGGUAAAUUUUCCAGGUGUCCUGAAUCACUGGUACGACCCAUGGCACCUAGGACCACCUCAUUGCACACCAACUCCGAUGUGCAGACACCCAGUCCGACCUCCUUUUCAUUCAUAAAUUCUUGCGGUGCUGACGCACAAAUAGAUUUAGGUUAUGGUGACAUUUUAAGCCAGUUUGUAGUAUCCCGUGACUUAUUCACGAUAUUGCUAAUUAAUGCACG
Messenger RNA from Trichobilharzia regenti, 1650 nucleotides. NCBI's taxonomy places the organism in Eukaryota, Metazoa, Platyhelminthes, Trematoda, Strigeidida, Schistosomatidae. The record is from the annotation of a GenBank genome assembly.